CUUCUGGUUCCAGGAAUUCACAACUUGGUCACUUCUUUGUUGAGGUGGAAGCAUUUUGACUGCAAUGGAGAAGACAUUGUACAGGGAACAAAAAGUAAAAGAUGAUUCUUCAUCGUCCUCAUCAGUUUAAAACUACCAAUCCAGCACCUAAACCACCUAAAAUAGUAUGGAGGAUGACCAGGACCCUGCAGAACAAGAUCAGCCACCGCCACCUCGUCGUUCUCGACUGUUACCAUUCAAAACACCGAGUAUACUAGCUGGUCUUAAGUCAUCCAGGAGACCCUUCAUUUUGUCCAAGAGGGAUGAAGGAUCCCAGCAGUCUGAUUUUAAGAAAGAUAAAUUACCUUGGCCAGAUGGUUAUGGCAGCAAGCCCAGCAACUUCCGGAUGCCAAAGAACCCAUUCUUAUUACCAGAAGAUGUUGACGGAUCCCAUAAGAAUGAUGUUAAAGACAUGAAAGCAGAUUGGCAGGAUCAUUUUGGUGGAUUUCCAGUGCCAAAAAAAAGUCCAUUAUUGUCUGAGAAAAUUGAUGAAACUCUGCAGUCUGACCUUAAGAAAGAGAGAACUCUGCAAGAAGCCUCUUCUGGUAACAAUCCAACUGUAACCACAACAUCCAAGAGUGAAAAGGAACUCAAGUCAGAACCUCCAGAGCACCAGAAGUGUCCUGUUGGAGAGAAGCCUUUGGCAUGCACAGUAGCUAAGCACACCUCCAAUCUGGCAGGUAUGUUGGCGGAACGUCAGGAAACUCGUAUUACUGAGGAAGAAUAUAUUUGCAGCUACUGUGGAAACUGUUUUACAGGACUUGCUGCAUUCUCAGAACAUGAACAGACUCAUAAAGAGCAUAAUUUAUUCUCGGCUGUAGGGUGUGAAAAGACAUUCAAACCACUGUCUGGUUCUAACAACCACCAGUGGGUUCAGUGUGGAGAAGAUGCAACCAAAGCUGUUGGUGACGCUAAUUGUAAUGACCUGACUUUUGAAUUUAACAAGGGUGAGAUACGUGAAGGAAAAAGACCUUUUUUAUGUUUGGUGUGUGGGAAGGGGUUCGCUAAGCUGUGUACUCUCUCGGAACAUCACCGGAUUUAUCAUGCAGGUGAUCCAGAUAUUGAUACUUAUAUGUGUGUUGCUAAUUGCUUCCAGAUUCAAAGCGCUGGUGGAAGCCAGAGAAUAGCCAUAGAGAAACCUUUUAAAUGCGCACAAUGUGAUAAGUGUUAUGCUCAAUUGUCACGACUCUCAGAUCAUGAAAGGAAGCAUCAUGGAAAACAGAAAGCCACAACUCGAGCUCGUAGGAAAAGAUUCAUAGAACCAUCCGGUUCUAUAAAUAACCAAAGGAGUCCUGUAGAAAGGCCUUUUAAGUGCACAGAAUGUGACAAGUGUUAUGCACAGUCAUCCAGGCUCUUAGAACAUCGUAAGACACAACAUGGAAUUGGGGGAUUGCCUCAUUCUGUAUUUUCAAGUUCCACAGAACAGUUAAUUUCAGCUAAUGAUGACCAAAGUCAGAAAGGGAAAGCCUUUAAAUGUACACUUUGUGAUCAAAGUUAUGCUCAACUAUCAGAACUGUCUGAACACCAAAAGAUACAGCAUGAAGGAGUUAAAUCUCCUAAACCUGCAGACUCUGAUCAGAGUUUGAUAGAAAAACCUGUUGAUUCUAGUAACCAGAUGCUUCACGUAAACAAACCUUUUAAAUGUAACAUGUGUAAUGUCAGUUAUGCGGAGUUGUCAAUACUUGUUGAACAUGAAAAGAUUCAUCAUAACAAGGACAACACAGUACCAGAAUCCAAAACUUGUGAGAAAAACUUUUCACAGCAGUCAAAACUUGUAACUCAGCAGCGUAAUCAGACAGUAGAAAAACCCUUUAAAUGUAAUGAAUGUGGAAAAAGUUUUACUCAGCAGUCUACGCUGAUUAAUCACCAGCGGAUUCAUACAGGAAAGAAUCUCUUCUUGUGUGUUGAUUGUGGAAAAAGCUUUACACAUCAGGUAAGGCUGUCUGAACAUCGACGGAUUCACACUGGAGAGAAACCGUUUACAUGUGACCAGUGUGGAAAAAGCUUUGCAAGAAAAUUUAUUCUUAACAAUCACAAACGUACUCACACAGGGGAGAAGCCUUAUACAUGUCAUGACUGUGGGAAGACGUUUACUUGCCUAGCAAAUCUCCUGGUUCACCAGCGAAUUCACACAGGUGAAAAACCAUUUGCUUGCAUGGAGUGUGGAAUAGCAUUUAGACAUCAAACAACUUUAGCCAACCACCAGCAGAUUCACAAAACAGAAAAGACUUACAAAUGUACAGAAUGUGGUAAGAGUUUUGCUCAGCAAGCAUCUCUUACAAACCAUCAGCUUAAUCACUUAUGGGAGAAGGAGUGUAAGUGACUUGGGUUUAAUAAGUUGGUAAACAUUAGCAUUCAGACUUCUUGGACUUGGGCAACUACUCACAGGAUUUGUUGUUAAAAUGAACAUCAGAGUAUACCUAGACUAACCAUCAGGUAAUAGUAUUUUGGGUAUGACAGCUUCUGAAAGAAUUCUAUAUUGAAGAACUCUUGUUAGAUUUGAAGGAACUGUAUAGAAGAGAGUUCAGUGUUGUCACACUGAUAGACCUAUAUGCCAUUUAGAUAUACUGCUGGUGACAAAUGUAAGUAAUCACGGUUACAUUUGUGGAUUUACCCAAGUUAUUUUCCUGUAAUACUGAAAGGAAAUAGAAUUUACCAAGUGCGACCUUCUCAACUGAGGAAUGUUUUUUUAAAGCAUUUUCCCUUUUUUUUUGUUUCUCUAAUCCAGAAUUGUUGAUCUUAAAAGCAGUGCAGGUCUUAACUACUUAAAGUUGCAUUUAUUCCUGUUGUAUUAUUCUGGCAUUGCUUAAAAUAUACCCAGUGGCUUUCAGUGCAAGAACUUCAGGUGCUAAAGCUAUCAGGUCUUGGAUGAAAUAUUUUAAUUUUUUUAGAGUACAUCAGCAAGCAGUGUACUGUUUUUGUUCACUUUUUAUUUGCCACAGACUUAGCAGUGUGUUUCACCCAAUAUACAUUUUUGCUGCAAAAUAUUUAGUAAAAAGCAAGGAACAAGAGUAAACAGAACGGUUAAAGUAGCUUGCAUAACAAUGGAAUAUUCAGAUGCAUUUGUAAAUUUGCUAAAUAUAUACAUGGAUAAUGUUUUA
Messenger RNA from Protopterus annectens (West African lungfish), 3140 nucleotides. Its product is annotated as zinc finger protein 2 homolog. Gene Ontology annotation, molecular function: DNA-binding transcription factor activity, RNA polymerase II-specific; RNA polymerase II cis-regulatory region sequence-specific DNA binding. Lineage: Eukaryota; Metazoa; Chordata; Ceratodontiformes; Protopteridae. The transcript has 7 exons. Gene Ontology annotation, biological process: regulation of transcription by RNA polymerase II. The record is from RefSeq and is a predicted model, not a curated record. The coding region runs from base 167 to 2362 and encodes 731 amino acids.